Tarenaya hassleriana is the source of this 523-nucleotide messenger RNA. RefSeq lists its product as uncharacterized. The record is from RefSeq and is a predicted model, not a curated record. NCBI's taxonomy places the organism in Eukaryota, Viridiplantae, Streptophyta, Magnoliopsida, Brassicales, Cleomaceae. The transcript has 2 exons. Bases 73 to 300 code for a protein of 75 amino acids.
AAUCCCUAGAGAGAAGAAGGUGAAGAAGAAGUAAGGCGUUGGGGAAUUUUCGGAAACUGAUUUUCUCGGAAAAUGGGUCUGACGAAUUUCAUAUUGACGGUUGCCGGAGUUGGAGCGGUGGUGAUUCUCUUGAGGGGCGACGUCAAGCAAUCCGCCGCCGUUUUCAGGCGCAACGUCAAGCACAUCCGCAACUGGCUCGAAGAAGAAUCUUCGGCUGCCUCCAAGGCAGCUGAGAAGGCAAAGCCAAAGGAACUAGAUUCGAAGAUUCCCGAGAAGGGCGUUCCGAAAGAGAAGGAUUAGAGUGUCUGAAUACUUGUAGGUGAAGCGAUUCUUACAAGAGUUGUUCGUUUUUGAGCCCAUGUUUCUACACUUGCUGCUCUAACCAUGUUAACAACCGGUAUGUGAUUUUGAGUUCAGUAUAAAGGUUCUGUAUUUCCCCUUCUUAGGCCUUAAGACCAUGACCUGUGACUACUUUUUGGCCGAAUAAUACCGUUCUUGCGCACUCGUCGAGUGAAAAUUUUUA